This is a messenger RNA of Botrytis porri, 1173 nucleotides long. RefSeq lists its product as uncharacterized. NCBI's taxonomy places the organism in Eukaryota, Fungi, Ascomycota, Leotiomycetes, Helotiales, Sclerotiniaceae. The record is from RefSeq and is a predicted model, not a curated record. Bases 1 to 1173 code for a protein of 390 amino acids. The transcript has a single exon.
AUGUCAUCCUGGAAUUUCACCGGUGUUGGUUUCGACAACAUGCUUGAAGAACCAUCUUGGGCCUUUUCUCACUUACCUCUUAACAACAGCUCAGAGUUUAUUCUCGAAGCUCCAAGAGAGGGAGAGGAAGAAUUCGAAACAAUCCCACUAGACCAUAUGUAUGAUGGAGAUGAAGAAGAUUCUAACGAGGAUGAUUUGGAUGAUUUACUUAUCCAACUCGAACAGCAGGAAAGAUUAACACAAGAACUUUACAGUCGAGCAAAAGAUAGCGAACAACCAAACUCCCUAAGCAACAGCUCAGACUACUCACGAGAAUCUUCCUUCAACUUCCAAGGUCCUCCUCCAAGAAUUAAUAUCUCUUCAAACAUUCGCCAAACUACAUUCGUUGUCGGCAACAAUCAAGAUAUCGAACAGAAAGGUAAAGAGAACGCCCCCAGGAUAUCCGAGGUGCCCCGUGGAAAAAAGCGAGUCCAAGUCCCCUUACUUAAACUCGAUUUACCAUCUCCAAUUGAUUUUGGCAAAGUAUUUUCUCCAAAAACUUCUGAAACCACGGACAACGACUUUGUUCCCAAUAUGUUGGAAGGUUUUGAGACUAUGAACUUUGGCGAAUUGAUACAAGACUACGAAUCUGGCGAAAUUUUGCACCCAACCGAAGCCCAAAGAUUCCGCUGCGACAUCGAAGACCCGGAAAAAUUCAGCAUGGAACCUCAUUGGUUCCACGACACUAAAUACACGAGGUGUUGGUGCAUUCAUUGUAUUCAAUAUCGAAAAACACAAUCCACAGGUGAGCAGAUGGAAGCGCAUGAUUACAAUUACCAUUGCAUCUGUUCUUCUUGCUCAAAGCUUUAUCACGAAACCCUGCCUAAAGGUCACUACUGUAAUUGUCGCACUUGUGCUAAUGUUAGUGAAGACCUAGGUCUUACAGAUCAGAAUGAAGCAUUUGCUGAACUCCAAAAACAGAUCCAGCUCCAAUCACCCGAACGACAAAUUCAAGAUUCAGAACAACUUGUUACUGAGACGCCACAGAAGUUACCGUCAGACCUUCUUUGUGAGGAGUCUGCAACAAUUGCAAGUGAAUCCAUUGGCGGCCCCUCAGAAUUACUUGGCAUGAUUCGUGAGCACUUAUGGUUGGAUUCUGAUUGUAGUACAAUUGGUGAUUUCGAUGAGGAGUAG